AUGAAGCGUGCCUUGCGUAUUAAGAACAAGCUGGGUUUCAUCGAUGGCAGCAUUCGUGAGCCAAUUGAUCCUGACAGUUCCUUGAUGGAUCAUUGGCUUCGUUGCAAUGACAUUGUUAUUACUUGGCUGCAAAACUCCAUGUCGGUUGACAUCAAAUGCAACACCCUGUAUGCAAAAACGGCACACCAGCUGUGGGUUGAACUCGAGCAUCAUCUUGCACAGCAAAAUGCCCCAAGGAUUUACGAAAUCAAACAAGGAAUUGCUGCCCUGAUGCAGCAACAAGAUUCUGAAGAGAAGCGUAGAGAGAUAUCUUCUGAUCCUUCUCUCACAGAACCUCUUGCUCUCCUGGUCAAGGAUAACACCAGACAGCUCACACCUCAAAACAGCUCUCAAAGACGUGACAAAUACUAUUGUUCUCAUUGCAAAAUUCAUGGUCACUCUCUGGAGAGGUGUUUCAAGGCUAAUUCUAGCAAACCAGUGUGCAAUCACUGCCAUAUUCCUGGACAUACUACAGAAAAAUGUUACAAACUUCAUGGCUAUCCUCCAGGGCACAGACUUCAUGGUAGAACUCCACCUAUUGGCACGUAUGCCCAUCAGGUUUCAUCAUCUCCUCUACCUGUUCCAGAACAAGGAACUCAUGGAGGUCAAAGCACUAUAACUCAAGAGCAAUAUCAGGAACUAAUGGCCAUACUCAGGCAGACCAGUCAAGCCUCGGUGCAUUCUGUUCAAACUGCCAUAGCUUCUCCUCCUGAUGCACACAUUCCUCAGUUCUCUGGUAUACCUCUCUAUCUCUUAGCUUACACAAGCAAACCCAAAGACAUUUUAGUUGUUCCCUGGAUAAUUGGCACAGGUGCAACAGAUCAUAUGGUUUGUGCAACCUGUUUCUUCACUUCCAUAACAGCUGAAGUCUCCUACUCUGUAACCUUGCCUAAUGGAGAAGCUGUCGCUGUGACCCACAUUGGCACAGUGAGACCAACAAAAGACCUUAUUCUUCACAAUGUCCUGUGUGUUCCAUCCUUUUCUUUCAAUCUCAUCUCUGCCAGAAAAUUGGCUCACACCUUGAAGUGUUGUCUUAUUUUCUUAUCUAAAAAAUGUUUUAUUCAGGACCUUUUGACUUGGCGCACGACUGGAAUGGGUGAGGUGAAGAAUGGGUUAUACCAUUUGCUGCAGAAUGAAGUUCCUCCAGCAUCCAAGCCCUGUCCAAAGCCACCAACAUAUCACCACAAACAGCUGCCUUACACAUUGCUGCAAACCCAGUUUUCCAUGAACGCACAAAACACAUUGAGCUAG
Molecule: messenger RNA, 1290 nt
Organism: Malania oleifera
Lineage: Eukaryota; Viridiplantae; Streptophyta; Magnoliopsida; Santalales; Ximeniaceae
Exons: 2
Coding region: 1-1290 (429 amino acids)
Source: RefSeq, a predicted model, not a curated record